AUGUCAAACCUAGAGUUACCAAGCCGAAGCUUACCUGUUGUCAUAACUGAGGCAAGUGUUUGUAUUGCAUUGAGCAUCACAAGCAUCAUUGGAAACAGUCUUGUUUGUAUAGCAACAUAUAGAAACCCAAACUUGCGAUCAACCUUCAACCUGUACAUCAUUGCCAUAGCAGUUAGCGAUUUGCUGUGUGCAACAGUAGAUAUGCCGUUAGCUUCUACAACACUGAUCAUUGGAAAAUGGGUCUUCGGCGACGCUGUAUGCCAGAUUCAAGGUUUUGUUGAUGUGUUCACCUUUAACGUUACCCCAGCAACCCUUGGCUUGACGGCGUUUAACCGUUACAUGAAAAUUGUGAAGACAAGCCAUUACAAUAAGAUGUUUUCGACUCGCAAAUCUAAGAUGUGGUUGAUUUGCUUGUGGCUUACCUUUGCACUUUAUCUGAUCAUUGCACGAUUCACAAAUUGGUUACAGAUUGAAUUUGUCCAAAGCUACGCAGUGUGCGCUUUUGAUUUCCCAACUAGUGAAAGUCUAAUCGUUCAUUACUGUAUCACUGUGGGACUGCUUUUUAUUUUACCGUUGUUUAUCGGUAUUUUCAGUUAUUAUAAGAUAUAUCUUAAAACCCACGAGCAUCAACAGAAUGUGGUAUCAUCGCUACAGAACAGAAGUGAAAAUGGUGUAGCGAGAAGCUCAGUGAAAGAAACAAACAUUAGUCGAGUGUUAUUGUUCGUGGCCGCGGGAUUUUUGUGUUGCUGGAUACCAAUGUGGGCACUUGUUCUCUGGUUUCGUUUUUCUCCCGAAACUAGCCCAAGAAUUGCAGCCAUGCUAUCAAUGUUUUGCUUUUAUUUGAGUGCUUCAGUAAAUCCUUUUAUUUACGCUUUCACAAAUGGUGAGUUCCGAAGGGAAUUUCGCAAACUGCUGUCUUGCUACUGUCGAAAGGCAAGAAUUGCUGACAACGAAGUCAAUGAAGGUGAAGAAUAAGAAGCGAACUGUUAAGUCUUCUAGAUUUUUCCAGACUAAGAU
Pocillopora verrucosa is the source of this 1017-nucleotide messenger RNA. The record is from RefSeq and is a predicted model, not a curated record. Lineage: Eukaryota; Metazoa; Cnidaria; Anthozoa; Scleractinia; Pocilloporidae.